AUGGUGACUGACGUGCCGCUUGCCUCUCGCAGCUGCCUCUCUCCGCGCUUCCCCGCUUAUCACCCCGCUACUGUUGGAUGCGGCUUUUGUGCUGAUCUCUACUGGGAGCAACCGCGAGGAAUGGCUGUGCACCCUCGAGAGCUGCGGGAAGGCCCACGGCAAGUCCUUCAUGGCUGCAGCCGAUCAUAUCACGGCGGCGAGUCACUUGCUGGGCCUGGAGAAGCUGGGUGCUGCCACCCGCUGUUCCCUGGAGAAGCUGGGUCUGCAUAUCAUCCGCAAGGAGUACCGGAUCUGAGAUCAUCACCCGCGUACCUGAUGCAGUAUAGAGUUGUUGUGGAGCUGAUGCUUGUUGACGCUUUCAGGGUGCUGCAUCCUUACAAGCGCGAGUUCACCUUUUACUCGUGCGCUAACCAGUCCAGCUUGCGGAUUGACAGGGCGCUUAUUUCGCAGUCGCUGCUGUCGCACGUGGAGUUCGCCACGCACAUCAUGCCGGCAGACUCGAUCUCGGACCACAGCUUCGCGGUGAAGGCUGCUUUCAGGAUGGACACACGGGUGAAGCUGGGUCCCGGGCUUUGGAGGUUGCCUGCAUACAUGGUCGGUCGGCCGGGGGUCAGAAAGAUUAUUGAAGCAGUGGAAAGGCAGGUGGCGUCAAACGGAGAGAACUUUGAGCUGCUGAUCUCGAGGCUUAACGCCGGCCUUAAAUCUUACGUAAAGGAGGAGCGCAAGCGGGUUAAAGCCACAAUGACCCACCUUCAGGAUGCGGUAGAGGCACUGAAACAAGCGUGGUUAGGUGAUCCGGGGGACGACCGGCUGAAGGCUCUGCUGGUUGAGAAGGAGUCGCAGCUUCGCGGUUACCAACUGGCGAGGCAGGAAAGGCUGCAUGAGAUGGCUAGCAUGAACGAGGCGGUGGCUGGGGAGGUCGCGACCCCGUUCCUGUCAGGGAAGAUUAAGGUAGGGCGGGAGAAAAUGCAGAUCAAGGAGCUGAGUGCUGGAGGUGUGACGGUCACUGACAAUAAAGCGAUUUUGGGGGUUGCGUCGCAGUUCUACAGAAACCUCUUCGGGCACGACAGGCAGCAGAUUGAGUCGGGCUGGGUUCCUGCCGCUGGCAGAACGCUGUCGCCGAUAGCUAGGAAUAGGCUGAUGGCGGCUUGGUCGGAGAAGGAGGUGAAGAGCGCUUUUCAUGCGAUGGCGAAGAAUAAGGCUCCAGGGUAUGAUGGGUUGCCGAAGGAGCUGUUUGAGGAGCAUUGGGAUGUGCUGGGUAAGCACUUCAUGGCGCUGGUGGAGAGUUUCACCGAGACGGCGGUGCUCCCUGCAAGUACAAAGAGUGCUGUCACUAUUCUGUUACACAAAAAAGGCGGAAGAGAUGCGGUGGAGAACUAUCGCCCAAUCACGCUUCUGAGCUUCACUUACAAGGUGCUUGCGCAGGUGGUCGCAGACAGAAUGAAAAGGGUCUUGAACGAAGUGAUCUCGCCGGAGCAGUACGGGUUCCUGCCGGGCCGGAGGCUCUCGGACGCGGUGGGGUUGGUCGCGGAUGUGAUUGACGCUGCAAAAAACGAGCAGGCAGACUGGUACCUCCUGCUGGUGGAUUUCCAGAAGGCCUUUGAUUCAGUCUCGAGGAAUUAUCUGUUUCUGGUGCUGGAAAAGAUGGGCUUUCCCAGCAGGUUUGUCGGCUGGAUCAAGGGCCUGCACGAGGAAACACAGUCACGGCUGUUAGUCAACGGCUGGAUGGGGGAAGUGGUUGAGGUGGUAUCGGGGGUGCGGCAAGGCUGCCCUCUAGCGCCGUACCUUUUUCUGUGUGCUGUUGAGCCGUUGGCGCAGGAAGCCAUGAACCGCAGCCUGGGUCUCACAGGGGGUGCUCAGCGGCUGGCUUACCUGGGAUACGCGGACGACACGACGUUGCUCCUGCAAGGGGAGGCUCAGAUAGCAGAGGCUGAAAAGCUGCUUGACGACUUCGAAAAGGAGUCGGGGUUGGCGACCAACAAAUCGAAGUCUGACGUCUUACCUUUGGGCUGUAAUCUGAAUAAGCAGGCCAGCAAGACGGACGGCUUCAAAUGGGUGAAGGCCGAUGAGGCGGAGCGUCUGUUGGGGGUCUGGGUGACGGCGGCCGGCUGCUGCGCGCCUACCUGGGAGAAGGCUUUCGCAAGGAUAAAGGAGAAGCUGAGACAGUGGGAGGUGCAACACCUGACAACCAGGGCAAGGGCAGCGGUUAUUAACUGCUACAUCUCGCCCAUCAUCUUCUUCCAGGCGCAGGUGUAUCCGCCUCCGGUUGACAUCUGGGGGAGGGUUCUAAAGCUGACUCACAAUUUCAUGUCGGGGAAUCGGGCCACAACAGACAAGGCUUUCAUUCUGUGGAGCAAGGAACUGCUCUACAUGGCUAGAGAGGACGGGGGUGUGGGGGUGACCGACCCGGAGAUAGCCCUCACCUGUCUCACGGCGAGGCGUAUUGGCCUACUCCUCACCGAGACAAACGAGCUGAAGCGUGACAUCAUGCUCAAGGCUGCUGACUUGCCGCUGGGGCUGGACACCUUCGUCUCUCAUGUCAAGCUCCUGAAGUGCUGGAGUGGGAAGAGUGAGCGAUGGAAGUUGGCCUGCGGGGAUUUCAUGCAGUCGCCGCUGGCUGACACAUCACCGGUGCUAUCGCGGGAGGAGGCAGAGAUGGAGAGAAUUGUAUUUAACCGCCAUAUUCUGCUUAACGGAAGGACUCCGGUGGGAGGGCAAAAGGCUGCGGGGAAACUCUGGGAGGUCCGGCUUGGUGAUUUACUAUGCCCGGACGGCGCGGGGGGCCGGCGGCCCAAAGAUGUAAGGCUCCUGGCGAAGGAACUAGGCGGCACCAAACAAGCAAAGCUGGCGUUGCGGGCUUGGGACGCAGUGCCGCAGAGCUGGAAGCUGCUCCUACUGCCUGCCGAGCAACAGCUGGUGGUGGGGGCGGUCAGACGGGCCAUGCGCUUGCUUCACCCAGCGAGGCAAGUGGAGUGCUUGGGGGAUUUACUGUUCGGCAAGGCAGCAUCCACCUCAGCUUUCCCCGAAGCCUCGCUGGCAGCAAUUGCGAUGCACCAGAUUUGGGCAGAGCGGUGUGAUUGUGUGUUCCGGGAGAAGCGCUUCCGGGCUCGGCUCGUCCUCAGGCGCAUUGAGGCAGCUUUUCGGCUGCAUGUGAAGGUGUACACCCGCGCACUGGGGAGGAAGCUGGGGAAGGGCGGUGGUUCGAAGCAACAAGGGAGGAUGCUGGCACUGGCGGGAUUGGAGAAUGACUUGCUUGGACGUAUCCGAUGCAUGGGCGAGAAGGGCUGGAAGUGGACCCGUAAUUUCGGGGCACUGUGGAACCUCGCGCGAGGCGCUCUACAUCCGCCUUAG
This is a messenger RNA of Closterium sp. Yama58-4, 3351 nucleotides long. NCBI's taxonomy places the organism in Eukaryota, Viridiplantae, Streptophyta, Zygnematophyceae, Desmidiales, Closteriaceae. The record is from the annotation of a GenBank genome assembly.